AUGGUUCCGCCUCAACAACAGAGUUAUGAUCCUGAACUUAACACAGGCCUCAAUACCAAUCCAGGAUUAACAAAUAUCGUGGAUGAUUUAUUCUCGGUGGAUUUCUUACCAACAGAUCCGUUACAAACCUUGGUGCAGCAGAUGUCUUACAAUGAUAUCAUCCCUCAACAAUCGGGAGAAAGUGUCGCUACCCCAUCUAAUGCAGGCUCUGUUACUUCAUCCAUCGACUCGGUUCCAAAUAGAUCUCCAAAAUUUAAAGAUGUUGGAAAGGAGAACAUUAAGGACAAUUUACUGGCACAGAAGUCGAAAGUCGGAGAGUUAAAAUCGCAACUGAAACGGUCAGCAACAGUUUCUACCGUUGAAUCGGAUUCUCACAGACUAUCAAAAAAGCAGAGGUCUAAGCUGAUAUCCAGGCCGUCAUUUUUCAAUAUAGACCCUAACUCGAAGUUCAAACUAUCGUUGGAAAGACAAGGUACAUUAGCACUGCUAAUCGCGGACGUGAAAUAUAUUAUGUUAAACAAAUUACAAACUGCAUUGAAGUCAUACUGGUUGAAUUUCCAUCCACAAUAUCCAAUUUUGCAUAAACCGUCAUUUGACAUUGAGAAAGAGCCUCCAAUUCUUAUUCUUAGUAUGAUUAUGACCGGUGCUUCCUAUCUGGGAUCUGCCACUCGUCGUACGAUAAGUGAUGUUAUUGCAGGACCAUUACGUUGGUUGAUAUUUUCGCAUGAAGAUUUCCAACCACCAUCGGAGACUUAUAUUAUUCAGUCACUUUUAUUGCUUGAGUGUUAUGAAAAGACCAGUACAAAUAGAUAUUUGCAUGAAAGAAGUUAUUUGCAUCAUGGUACCACAAUUCAAUUACUUCGUAGAACUCCUUCCUUGGGAGGGCAUCCGUUACGUGUCAAGAAGGAACAAUCACCAUCGAAUUACGAAUCAAUGGAAGUGAUAUACAAAAAUUGGAUCGAUUUUGAGACUUUGAAAAGAACAGCAUUAUACGCCUUUUACAUUGACACAACUCACGCAGUUGUGUUCGGAUACACAUACCUAUUUAUUCACUGUAAUCAAGUGAGGAUUUCGUUGCCAUGUUCGGACGAGAUUUGGGACAGCUACGAUUUAUCGCUCGACAAAUUAUUGCAACAUGGAUUUGGAAGCAAGGAUAUAAGCUUCCUUGACGCGUUGAAAGAGCUUUUGAACCAUGUGAUGCAUCAGUUGCAAAGAUCGAAUAACACAAACAGUUGGACCAAGUUGAAAACGAGCAAAUUUGGCAAUAAAUUGCUACUAUCUGGGUUGAUAUCUAUCAUGUUCCAAUUGCAACAACAUUCGGAAGUGAUUUCACUUGGUGCCGACAACCCAUUAAGCGUACAAAAUAUACAUUGGCAGGAGAUCAUUUCAUUCGCCAUCGAUUACUGGCAUCAAGAAGUCAUGCACGGUUGUAACAAUUCAUCAAACUCAGUCCUGUCCCACAUAGAUGCGGUGGACGACGAAGGAAUCAAACUGUUGAGGCUAGAUGACGUUCGCUCGUGUAAGAUUCCAGCCUACCACAUGACCCAAAUUAUACUAAGAAUAUUCCAAUACGACUAUUACAUAUAUGUAGGCGCACCUUGGAGAAUGAACGUUCGUGCUGGCACUGAAGAAUAUGCAUUGGUGAGCGAAAGAAUCCUAAAAUUCAGUCAAGACCCGAUGCAAGGUGGAAUGGCCAUUAUUUAUGCUUAUAUGUUCUUAUUCGAGAUGUUCCACAACGGAGAAGAUAUGUCAUGUGACGUGAAUCUCGACUAUUGUAUCACUAGACCAAACACCUUGGCAUUGACCACACUCUUAAUUUGGUCUUACAAUUACUCUCUAUACGGCCCAGAAACCCAUAUUUGGGACAACUCCCCUGAUGCAUCAUUAAAGAUGAACAUGAAGGUGAAAUCGGAAUAUGUCCCCAUAGAAACCUUCCAACAACAUCUGAAGAAAAUGUACAGGUACUUAAAAGUUAAAGAAAAUCUCGACGUAUUCACACACCACCAACAACUGAAAGAAAAGGCAAGGCUACUAAGAAACAUCCCAAACACAAACCAUCUCGCCGGAAUGAUGCUAUUCAUGAGAGACAUGUUCCAUGGAUGUUAUUGGGAAUUGGGUAGAGAAUUCAGUAAUUUAUUCGACAACUGCCUGGAAAGAUCCAUCGGUAGAGAAAAAGCUGUAUGCGAACACAUGUACGAGACUUGA
Kluyveromyces lactis is the source of this 2205-nucleotide messenger RNA. It is a transcript of the gene SDD4, whose product is annotated as Sdd4p. The record is from RefSeq and is a predicted model, not a curated record. The transcript has a single exon. The coding region runs from base 1 to 2205 and encodes 734 amino acids. Gene Ontology annotation, biological process: DNA-templated transcription; regulation of transcription by RNA polymerase II. Gene Ontology annotation, cellular component: chromatin. NCBI's taxonomy places the organism in Eukaryota, Fungi, Ascomycota, Saccharomycetes, Saccharomycetales, Saccharomycetaceae. Gene Ontology annotation, molecular function: DNA-binding transcription factor activity, RNA polymerase II-specific; RNA polymerase II cis-regulatory region sequence-specific DNA binding; zinc ion binding.